UCAAAAGUGGAGCCCCCCCCUUUUAUUGUUCCUCUAUCUGCUAUUCGUUAUCUAAUGAAAACUAUACUGGGUUUCUAAAAAGUAAAGGAGCGAGGAUCAAAUUUUGGGGUUUGUUUUCGCAGCUUGAGGGGCUCUUUAAUUACUUUCCAAAAAAGGGCUCUUUUUUGUGGACGGAAGAGAGGGAGAUGGAGGUUAUGUAUUAUCAAAAGGUGGGGAGUUCUUACAAUGAAACUUUGAAAGUUUUGGAGUCCGAUAUACAGUAUGCAAAUGCUAUGGCUGCAGCAAUUCCGAAAGCUAAGGAUGGUGCGCAACUUAAAAUGAAAUUGGUUUACAAUCAAUUGGCGCCUCUCUUUUUGUUUUUGCUUCAAUGGAUGGAUUGUUCGUGCACGUGCUUUUUCCCUAGAUAUUUCAAUUUUUUCCACAUACUUAUUUACAAGGUAUAUACAGACGGUAGGCCGAAAAUAUCGACACGGGGAAGGAAAGCAAGUAUUAAAGACUUUUAUGCUGUCAUAUUGCCAUCACUGGAGCGACUCCAGAGUGACUUUGUAGAGCUGGGUAGUACUGGACAUGAUGAUCCUCAUCUGAAAAGCAUUGGCCAGAAGAGACUAGGAGAUGGCGGGGUUUCCAACUUUGAUUCACAAAGAGAUGAAGAAUGUGGGAUAUGCUUAGAGCCUUGCACCAAGAUGGUCUUGCCUAAUUGCUGCCAUGAAAUGUGCAUAAACUGCUACCGCAAUUGGAGUACAAGAUCGGGGUCGUGUCCAUUUUGUCGUGGUGGCAUAAGGAGAGUAGAGUCAAGAGACCUAUGGGUUCUUACAUGCAACGAUGAUGUGGUUGAUGCUGACACUGUUUCUAGAGAUGAUGUCUUGCGUUUCUACCUAUACAUCAGUAGCCUGCCUAAAGAUUCCCCUGAUGCCCUGUUCUUGAUGUAUUACGAAUACUUAAUAUGAUGUGAAAUAAAAUUGUUGUACAGAUAGAAGAAUCUGAUUUUCAAAUGUAAAUUUGGGAAAAUUCUCAAAUUGACACAGAAUAAACCACAUAUUUUCUUUAUAUGGUGAUUUUUAGGAUACCUGUAAAUUAUUAAAAGUUGAUUAUUACCAGAA
Molecule: messenger RNA, 1100 nt
Organism: Olea europaea var. sylvestris
Lineage: Eukaryota; Viridiplantae; Streptophyta; Magnoliopsida; Lamiales; Oleaceae
Exons: 5
Coding region: 186-947 (253 amino acids)
Biological process (GO): protein ubiquitination
Molecular function (GO): ubiquitin protein ligase activity
Source: RefSeq, a predicted model, not a curated record